Fusarium musae is the source of this 1008-nucleotide messenger RNA. RefSeq lists its product as uncharacterized. The record is from RefSeq and is a predicted model, not a curated record. NCBI's taxonomy places the organism in Eukaryota, Fungi, Ascomycota, Sordariomycetes, Hypocreales, Nectriaceae. Bases 1 to 1008 code for a protein of 335 amino acids. The transcript is spliced from 2 exons. Gene Ontology annotation, molecular function: oxidoreductase activity.
AUGCCCGAGUACAUCAAGGCAGUCGAUAUUCGUGGUGGCACUGGCGAGCGUGAUGCCCUUUUUAUCAACGCCGAAACACCCAAGCCUUUUGCUACUGACGGACAGGCGAUUGUAAAGAUUAAAGCUUUUGGUCUUAACCGCAUGGAUAUCCUCCAGCGCCGAGGCUUUUACCCGCUGCCACCUCAAGCGCCUAAGACAUUGGGAGUGGAAUUCAGUGGCAUCAUUGAGUCUUUUGGACCUGGCGAUCAUGGUGCUUUCAAGGAAGGCGAUGAGGUGUUUGGGCUAGCUUACGGUGGUGCGUAUGCCGAGUACAUCGCGGUCAGUACUCGCAUGUUGCUGCACAAACCGGCUUCCAUCGACUUCACCACGUGUGCUGGUAUUCCCGAGGCUUGGAUUACUGCAACUCAGGCGUUGCAUCUUGUGCUUCGCUUCACGAAGGGCAAGUCAAUCUUGUGGCACGCAGGAGCUUCAGGGGUGUCGGUCGCCGGCAUCCAACUGUCGCGUAUCGCUGGAGCCUCUGAAGUGUAUGCCACAGCUGGAUCUCAGGACAAGCUCGACUUUAUCACUUCGAAGCUCGGUGCGACAGCUGCAUUCAACUAUAAAACGCAGGACUGGGCGGAGGAGAUCAAGAAAGCUACCGGCGGCAAGGGUGUUGACUACAUCGUGGACUUUGUUGGUGGAAACUACUUCCAGCAGAAUCAGAAUGUCGCUGCGCGUGACGGACGGAUCGUGCUUUUGGGGACGUUGAGCGGUGCCAAGGUCCCCAAUGCUGAUAUUUCUCAGAUUUUGUACAAGCGACUUCGUAUUGAGGGCAGCACUCUUCGAAGCCGCGACGAGGUUUACCAGGGCGAGCUACGGGACCGAUUGGAGCAGUAUCUACCAGACUUCGAGUCCGGUAAGCUCAAGAUCUUUGUGGAUGAGGUCUUUCCGUGGGAACAGAUUCAAGAGGCUCACAAGCAUAUGGAAGAUGCCAAGAAUCUGGGUAAGAUUAUAUGCACUAUCUCGUGA